Aspergillus campestris IBT 28561 is the source of this 1971-nucleotide messenger RNA. RefSeq names its product glycine--tRNA ligase. The coding region runs from base 1 to 1971 and encodes 656 amino acids. Lineage: Eukaryota; Fungi; Ascomycota; Eurotiomycetes; Eurotiales; Aspergillaceae. The record is from RefSeq and is a predicted model, not a curated record. Gene Ontology annotation, biological process: mitochondrial glycyl-tRNA aminoacylation. Gene Ontology annotation, molecular function: glycine-tRNA ligase activity; ATP binding. The transcript is spliced from 2 exons. Gene Ontology annotation, cellular component: mitochondrion; cytoplasm.
AUGGCCACCGUCACCACCAAGACCGGUCAGGUCGUGGACCGCGGGGUCUUGGACUCGAUGCUCCGUCGCCGACUCUUCUACACCCCCGCCUUUGAGAUCUACGGCGGUGUCUCCGGUCUCUACGAUUACGGUCCCCCCGGUUGCGCCGUCCAGAACAACAUCGUCGACCUGUGGCGGAAACAUUUCGUGCUGGAGGAGGACAUGAUGGAGGUCGACUGCACCAUGUUGACCCCCGACGAGGUCCUGCGCACCAGUGGCCACGUGGAGAAGUUCGCCGAUUGGAUGUGCAAGGACCCCAAGACCGGCGAGAUCUUCCGCGCGGACCACCUGGUGGAGGAGGUGCUGGAGAACCGCCUCAAGGGCGACAAGGAGGCCCGUGGCCAGAAGGUCGUGGUGGACGAGGAGAAGGAGGCCAAGAAGAAGAAGAAGUCCAAGGAGACCAAGGCCAUCAAGCUGGAUGACGCCGUCGUUAAGGAGUACGAGGAGUGUCUGGCCCAGAUCGACAACUACGGUGGUCCCGAGCUGGAGCAGAUCAUCGCCAAGUACGACAUCCGCAACCCCCAGACCGACGGCAACGUCCUGCCGCCCGUCGCCUUCAACCUGAUGUUCCAGACCGGCAUCGGCCCCAGCGGCAACCUCGCGGGCUACCUGCGGCCCGAGACCGCCCAGGGCCAGUUUCUGAACUUCCAGAAGCUGCUGGACUUCAACCAGCAGUCCAUGCCCUUCGCGUCCGCCUCGAUUGGCAAGUCGUUCCGGAAUGAGAUUUCCCCGCGCGCGGGUCUCCUGCGUGUGCGCGAGUUCCUCAUGGCCGAGAUCGAGCACUACGUCGACCCCGAGGCCGGCAAGAAGCACGCGCGCUUCGAGGAGAUCAAGGACAUUGAGAUGUCCCUGCUGGCUCGCGACGUGCAGCUGUCCGGCAGCACCCAGGUCACCAAGAUGACCAUCGGCAAGGCUGUCGAGACUGGUCUGGUCGACAACGAGACCCUGGGUUACUUCAUCGCCCGCAUCCAGCUGUUCCUGCUCAAGCUCGGCGUGGACCCCAACCGCCUGCGGUUCCGCCAGCACAUGGCCAACGAGAUGGCGCACUACGCGGCCGACUGCUGGGACGCCGAGCUGCACACCAGCUACGGCUGGAUCGAGUGCGUGGGCUGCGCCGACCGCAGCGCCUACGACCUGACGGUGCACAAGAACAAGACCGGCGCCCCGCUGGUCGUGCGCGAGCCCCGCGCCGAGCCCCUCAAGGUCGAGGAGUGGCAGGUCGAUCUGGACAAGAAGAAGUUCGGCCCCCGGUUCAAGAAGGACGGCAAGACCGUCGCCGCCGCCGUCGAGGCGCUGUCCCAGGAGUUCCGGGAGAAGCUGGCCCUGGAUCUGGACCAGCAGGGCAAGAUCGAGGUGGACGUCGAGGGUGUCGGCUCCGGCAAGGUCGAGCUGGACAAGGAGCUCAUCAAGAUCGAGAAGCGCACCCGCGUCGAGAACGUGCGCGAGUACACUCCCAACGUGAUCGAGCCGUCCUUCGGUAUCGGCCGUAUCCUGUACAGCUUGAUGGAGCACGCCUACUGGUCCCGUGAGGGAGAUGAGGCUCGUGGAGUUCUGUCCUUCCCCCCCGUGAUCGCGCCCACCAAGGUGCUGAUCGUUCCCCUGUCUUCGCACGCCUCUUUCCGCCCGCUGUUGCAGCGCCUGAUGACGAAGCUGCGUCGCAUGGGUGUGUCGAACCGCGUGGAUGACUCGUCGGCCAGUAUCGGCAAGCGGUACUCCCGUAACGACGAGCUGGGCACGCCCUUCGGCGUCACGGUCGACUUCCAGUCGGUCAAGGACAACUCGUAUACUCUGCGCGACCGCGACUCGACGAAGCAAGUCCGUGCUAGCGAGGAUGAGAUCACCCAGGCCAUCAAGUCGCUCGUGGACGGCGACGAGACAUGGGAGGAUAUCCGCCAGCGCCUGCCCGAGUUCACGGGACAGGAGGUCGAUUAG